Molecule: messenger RNA, 3388 nt
Organism: Aedes aegypti (yellow fever mosquito)
Lineage: Eukaryota; Metazoa; Arthropoda; Insecta; Diptera; Culicidae
Product: Werner syndrome ATP-dependent helicase
Exons: 4
Coding region: 194-3223 (1009 amino acids)
Biological process (GO): DNA replication; telomere maintenance; double-strand break repair via homologous recombination
Cellular component (GO): nucleoplasm; chromosome; cytoplasm
Molecular function (GO): 3'-5' DNA helicase activity; nucleic acid binding; ATP binding
Source: RefSeq, a predicted model, not a curated record
GUCUGGCAUCACUGUAAUUUCCAGUCAAAACAAAAGUGAAGCGCGAUUUUUGUUUCGAUUUUCAGUUCGACUGUUUGGUGAAAAAUUGUGAAACUCGUAAAAUUUUGUUAGUUUUAAAUGUAAAAACCUGUACCGAAAAAAUAUUUUUUGUUAGAGGCUGCUAUAGUUCCAAUGUGGCCACGAACGGUCCAGAAUGGAGGAAGUGCAUCAACCACAACCGGCUCAUUUGGCAGCACUCGAGUCGCACUUUGGCCAUUCCAACUUCCGGCCCAUGCAGUGGACCAUCAUCCGCUCAAUCAUCGAGGACCGUCGUGACAAUUGCGUAAUCAUGGCCACCGGGUACGGGAAGUCCCUGACGUAUCAAUAUCCUUCGGUGUUCCUCCAGAGGCUGACGCUGGUCAUUUCGCCGUUGAUAAGUCUGAUGGAGGACCAGGUGCUGUCGUUGAACUUGAGCAACAUUCCUUCCUGUCUGCUGGGAUCGGCUCAGCGGGCCAAUCCAGUUCCGGAUAUCAAGGCGGGGAAGUUUCGCGUGGUUUACCUCACUCCGGAAUACGUAACCGGGGAGAGCGGGAAGUAUCUGUUGGAACAGGUGGCCAAUCAGCUGGUUCUGAUAGCCAUCGACGAAGCUCACUGCUUGAGUAAGUGGGGACAUGAUUUCCGACCGGCUUAUAGGAAUCUUGGAGUGAUUCGAAAGUGGUGUCCCCGAGUGCCGAUACUGGCGGUAACGGCGACGGCAACGCCAAACGUCCGAGACGACAUUGUGACCAGUUUGGGGCUCCGGAAUCCUCAGGUUUUGUGUACCGGAUUCGACCGACCGAAUUUGCAGUUUCACGUCAAGAUGAAGAGUUCGCUCGGAAUUUGGGAGGACGUUAAAGGGCUCCUCAGCCGGAACGUCGAGGGGAGCAUCAUAAUCUACUGUCUGACCCGGAAGCAGACGGAAGAGAUUGUGGAGCUGCUCCGGAGCAAAAAGAUCGACUGCGAACCGUACCAUGCCGGGCUCGGCUUGAAGCAGCGAAGGGAAGUGCACGAGAGUUUCGUGCGGGAUCGGGUGCAAAUCAUCGUCGCGACGAUCGCCUUCGGAAUGGGAAUCGAUAAGCCGGAUGUUCGCCUAGUGGUGCACUACGGCGCUUCGAAGGAUUUGGAGAGCUACUACCAGGAAGCAGGUCGAGCGGGCCGAGAUGGACAACCGUCGAAGUGCGUCAUGUUCUGGAGUCGAGCGGAUUUCAAGACUCAUGAAAUUCUUCGAGAGCACAACCAGGGCGGAGUUCAGAAAAAUCUCGAAGCGCUAUCGAAGAAAAUGUACGAGUACCUUGAUACGCGGGAUUGCCGACGAAUGUUCAUCCUAAAGUACUUCGAAGGAGACGUUGUAAAGGUAGAUCCUCGUAAAAACUGUUGCGACAACUGUGAUCGAAUUGUGGGUGGAGUUAAGGAUAGUGAUCGCUAUGAAGGAAUCGAUCAGGAUGGAAAUUAUGAUUUUAGUAAAGACGCGGAACACCUUCUGAAAGCGGUCGAAGCUUUUGGAGGUGGAACAGGCCUGGCACUUCCGAUUGCGUUGCUGCGAGGUUCGAAAAGCAAAAAGCUUCACAGUUCUUAUUUGAAGAAUCCUCUACACGGAAUCGGAAAGACAAAGGACGACGAAUGGUGGAAGGCACUGGCAGUGCUGCUGGAGAGAGAAGGAUUCCUGGCCAAGACUAAAGUACCAAACACCUUCAAUAAGUUUGCAGUCAUCUACAAAAUAGGCUCCACGCCCUUGGCGAAGAAAUGGCUAGCGACACCGAACCGGAAGUUGCUGAUGAAACCAACUACGGAGAUGUUCAAGUCGAUACGGCUGGUUCGCACUCAACCACUGUUUGACACUGGCUCGGAUUUCCAAACGCAGAGUAAAACAACAUUCCCACCUCAGCUUCAAGCACCGGGCAGCUCUCGUCUUUUGGAACCCAUUGCCCAGAAGCAGGACAUUGUGCAGGAACUCGUGAAAACUCUUUUGAAAAAGCGUUCGGAACUGGCAACGGCUUACGAGUGCAUGCCGUACAUGAUCGCAUCCAAUCAGGCCCUGCACCAGAUGGCGACCAUCAGGCCGUUGAAUCUCGAUGAGAUGAAACGUGCCAAACUGGAUGGUUUCUCCGACAUAAAGAUCCAGAAGUUUGGCAAGGAGUUCCUCGUCUGCAUUCAGCAAAAGUUAAAAUAUAUUCCCGAAACGAGUCAACCGAAUACACCUACUCAAGUACUUCAACAGCACUCCCUUACCAAAACUAAAUUCUCCUCGACUCAUCAGACUACUUGGAAUCUAUGGUUGGAAGGACGUUCAAUAUCUGAUAUCGCAAAGUUUCGCAAUUUAGCAGAAGGGACCGUUACCAAUCACUUGGCCGAAGCGAUCAAACAUGGAUUUCCCUUUGGUCCGAAAGACUUGUCGCGGAUGGGCAUAGAUCAACGCUUAUACGAUCACAUCAAGUCCAAUCUACCGCCGACUUUGGAAGGCUGCAAACUGACUGACGUCAAGAAUCGCUGUCUACCGCAUGUGACCUUCGAUCAGAUAAAGAUUGUACUGAGUCACGUUCAGGUACGAUCGCAUCUCGAAGCGUUGAACGUCCCCGCAAACGACGACAAUGUCCAUGAGGAGCCCCAGAAACCACCUGAGGAAGAGGUGGACCCUACAGCACAACAGGAGAAUGAUCUUUGGGGCGAUGAGGACGACGACUUCAUAGCGGCAGAAAGCAGCUUUGCAGAAAUUGAUCGAAUCUGCGAGGAAUCCAGUACUAAUAAGAACGAAGACGUCAAACAGCUUGAUGCCACAAUAACAUCGAUCAACGACGAAGACGACGAUGAAGGUUUCGAUAUGGGUGAAAUCGACGCGUUGGAACAAGCCGUGAUCAAUAUGAGCGAUCGUUCUGGUACAGAAGCUCCAGAACCGUGUUCUGAACCAGAACAACCAAAGAAGCCCACCCUGAAGGCCAAGUCAAGGAGAAUUCUCUACGAAGACGACGAUGAUGAGGAGGAGGUCGACGCACCAUCUAACAACUCAACGAACGCUCAACCAAAGUGUCCGAGUCCUGCCAAACAAGCGAAGGAGGACCCAGAGCCGGUUAAGAACAUUUUUCGAUUUAAGACUGCGAGCAGUGCUUCGACCACUUCCACCGUAGGCAGUAACAAACGGAUAAUAUACGAAGACAGUGAUGAAGAUGAUGGGGAUGGUGAAGUGACUCUUCCGAGAAGAAGAAUUUAGGAAUACUCACGCCGAAUUUAUCUAAGUGUGUAGUAGUGUUAUGUUGUUUCUAUCAUACUUAAUAAUUAUAAUAUACGUUUUUAGUUAGGACAGAUUGAUAUUUUUGUGCCGAAAUUAGCUUAUGUUAUCUACUAGAAACCUAGAUAUUCUUGUUCAUAUUCUGUU